AUGAAUUUCUCUUGCAGUGGACACAUGCUCUUCUUCUUGGUUUCUCUCACUCGGAUCCGCGUCCACGCUUCUUUAACUCGUCCGGCUGUCCACGAUGAUCGUUCCCUGGUCUACUACUGCUUCUCUAGUUCUACUUUUGCUUCUGCUUCUGCUUCUACUUCUACUUUUGCUUCUGCUUCUGCUUCUGCUUCUGCUUCUGCUUCUGCUUCUGCUUCUGCUUCUGCUUCUGCUUCUGCUUCUGCUUCUGCUUCUGCUUCUGCUUCUGCUUCUGCUUCUGCUUCUGCUUCUGCUUCUACCUCUUCCUCCACUUCUUCCUCCACUUCCGCUAUCCUCACCUCGUCGUCGUCGGCCUUGCUAAACCACUUUAUGCUGUCUCUCAAUUUAUCAUUCAUAGAACUACAUUCUGAAUGUCUCGCUUGUGGGGCCUGGCUGUCUGCUAACUCGACGCUCUGCCAGGGCCAGCCUGAUCUUUUAAUUUAUAUUUUUCUGAUUUUUGGGGGGUUUUUUUCCUGCACUUCCACCAUUCUUGGCUUUUUCACUCUCCGCGGCUCCUCACAUUUUUCCGGUUCCAGCAAGUUGUGA
Molecule: messenger RNA, 582 nt
Organism: Mycosarcoma maydis (corn smut)
Lineage: Eukaryota; Fungi; Basidiomycota; Ustilaginomycetes; Ustilaginales
Exons: 1
Coding region: 1-582 (193 amino acids)
Source: RefSeq, a predicted model, not a curated record